This is a messenger RNA of Parnassius apollo (apollo), 306 nucleotides long. The record is from the annotation of a GenBank genome assembly. Lineage: Eukaryota; Metazoa; Arthropoda; Insecta; Lepidoptera; Papilionidae.
AUGUCUUUUGCUGAAGAAAUACCUAAAAUUGAUACUGAUAAAAUGCAAGCAGAGGAAAUAAAGUCAUUACGUGGAUCAAUAAAAGGUCGUAUAACCAAGUUUGGAGGUUAUGUUCAGUUAUUAAUUCAAUAUGAGGUAGAAAAUAUUUUUCAAGUUCAAUUUAAGGAACUAACAUUGCGUUUGGUUAAAAUCAAAAAUUUGUUUUAUGAUAGUGAUACCGUUAAAACUAAAUUGGAACUUUUGUCCGAUGAACAUUUACCAGAAAGAGAUGCUGUCGAAAACCAAUUUUAUUCUACGGUAUCUUAG